Molecule: messenger RNA, 4699 nt
Organism: Megalops cyprinoides (Indo-Pacific tarpon)
Lineage: Eukaryota; Metazoa; Chordata; Actinopteri; Elopiformes; Megalopidae
Gene: caln2
Product: calneuron 2
Exons: 6
Coding region: 672-1331 (219 amino acids)
Molecular function (GO): calcium ion binding
Source: RefSeq, a predicted model, not a curated record
UCUAGGCAACGGGUGCAUCCUUUCUAAAGCUGUAUGGGUUAAUUCUGUCAGGGAGAGAAUUAUUAAUGGACUGGUAACAAUAGGAACCUAGUUUAUUUAAUGUGUGUAUGUGUUCCAGUAGCUAUUGAAAAACAGAACCUGCUUGAUAUUUGGGAAAAAACGGCUCUGAAUUUAUCUGCGUUUUAUGUUAAUUUGAUCAGGAGGUGCUGGUCAUAAAAUAGCGAUCUGUCAGAGGAUGAUGAGGCGCAGAAUUCGUCUGUAACCCUGGAGUGAAUAAUAAGGGUGGGGGAUAAUUUUGGUAAACCAAAAUACCUCUUAAACUUCGAAUAUGGAGAUGGGGAAGACUGACAAGGGAAAUUCAAAUUGAUGGGAGUUGCAGGGAGAAUGCGACUCCAGUUGGAUGGGUCUAGCUGGAACUGGGGCAUCGAACAUGCAGGGUACACAUGGACGUGUCAUCGGAGAAAGGGAUUAGUCUAACCUUUUGCUGCGAUGGAACGAUAGGCAAAAACGCGAAGAAAGGGAAUGAACGUUUUGUUUUUACAGAACUGGCUCACCAAAAUCUCAGUAUUGUAUACAACCGUGUAAAAAACUGGACUCAAGUUCUCGGUUCCACGGUGUAACGUAAGCGACGGAUUGAAAUAUCUUCGGAAGGUUACCUUAACAGGGGGAAGAUGCCGUUUCACCACGUGACGGCAGGCUUGCUGUACAAGGGGAACUACCUGAGCAGCUCGCUGUCUGAUGGGAGCGACAGCGACCAGCUGGCCAGCAUUUCUGCGGAGGAGCUCAGGGAAAUCCGGGAAGCAUUCAGGGUGCUGGACCGUGAUGGAAAUGGCUUCAUAUCCAAGCAGGAGCUGGGAAUGGCUAUGCGCUCUCUGGGGUACAUGCCUAGUGAGGUGGAGCUAGCCAUCAUUAUGCAGCGACUAGAUAUGGACGGGGACGGUCAAGUGGAUUUUGAUGAGUUCAUGACGAUACUGGGUCCCAAGCUUCUGUCUUCUGAAACAAGGGAAGGCUUCCUGGGCAAUACAAUAGACAGCAUAUUCUGGCAGUUCGACAUGCAGAGAAUAACACUGGAAGAACUGAAGCACAUCUUGUUCCAUGCCUUUCGGGACCACCUUACGAUGAAGGACAUCGAAAACAUUAUCAUCACUGAGGAGGAGAGUCUGAAUGAGAACUCCGGAAACUGCCAGACGGAGUUUGAAGGAGUCCACUCAAAAAAGAAGAACCGACAGACGUGCGUGCGCAAGAGCCUGAUCUGCGCAUUCGCCAUGGCCUUCAUCAUCAGCGUCAUGCUCAUCGCAGCCAAUCAGAUGCUGCGGAAUGGCAUGGAAUAGCCACAGCCACUGUGAGCGGAGGGGGGAGGGGCGGAGCCUACACAGGCAUGUCGGUGGGCGAAGCCGUAUCCCCUCUCUACAAUGACUCUACAGAACAGCAGCAACAACAGAAAAAAACACCCACCUCACUUGAUAAAAAUAACGAAAAAAAUUAAGAUCAAAGGACUUUGCAAGUGAGUGACACGCUAAUGUCCAGCAAAACUGAAGCCAGCCAGGCGUCUCGUGUGGGGGACGCCUCUCCACCUCUCUGGCAGGGACAUACAAGGGCUGACUUUCGCCUUGACCGUACUGGUUCCCAUAAUGCAAUAAAGUACAGGAGUUCUGAACUAUCUCUCCAGGCAAAGUUGUUUCUGUGUGAAAUUCUGGGACUGUGGUAUUUCAGAUUGGCUGCUUGUUUGACCCUAGCCAUAGCGCGGCAAAAGAAAGGCUUGAAUUCACUGGGUGAUGAAGAAUUCCAGUGUAAUGUGUUUGUUCAUGAACCAUAGGGUUUUGUAAAACUGUAGUGCUGAGACGUCAUGGGGGUGGGAGGGGAAAGAGGGGUGCUUCAUUCAUGUGCUUUUUGCUUGAUAUUGUGUAUGUGUUUAGAAAGGAGGUUUUACUUGAAGGACUCCCUCCUAGGCAGAAUCUACAGGCUUUUGGAGCUCACAGCCUUUAUCCUCCGAUGCGAACUGAUUUGAUGCGAAACAGCUGAUGUCUCUUAUAUUCCAGGGGUGUCUUCUUUUUUUUCCUGUCUUCACCUAAUGCAUAGCUACCAACGUUAAAUCACUGUUGGAGAACAGGCCAUUCAGAGUCAAAGAGGCUGGGGGUCCAUUGUGGUUUUGUAUAUGUGUAUAUGUGUGUGUGUGUGUGUGUGUAAUUUAGUAUGACUCAGGACCAGGCAGCAUGCUCAUGCCUAUGUUCACCAUGUAGGUCGCAUGGUCUUCUCGCAUUAACUUUCUGGGGCCUUUUUUGACCUGUCCGGACUGCCUUGUGUGUAAGUCUCCUCCGCAGCCAAAGCCAAAAGGAGGCGGCGGCCUCCCGCAGCGCUAAGAUUACCCCAGACAAAUUUUAAUGCCAUCUGACAGCAGCUGUCACAGCAGUGCACAGAUCUUACCGUCUGCUUCACAUUCAUCGGAGAUCUAUAGACAUUUACCAAUGUCUCUGGCUGUGCGCAUGUGAAUUUGAAUGCCCCUAACACAUUAACGAAGAAAGCUUGUACCGCGGCCAUCCACAAGAUAUUCAAAAAUCUGAAGGUUUCUUUAGCAGUGUUGAUUCAUUUUACCAUUGUAUUUUCCUCUGCUGUGAUUCACAUGCUCCUGUUCAACAAAAUGGCACAUCAUUCUUUUAAAAGAGCAUUCCUUGUAAACAGAGACAGUAUGAGUACGCUUUCAUUUUAAUAAAUGCCUGCUCUGGUUUUGUGUAGUAAUUAGGGUUUUUUUUUCAUUUACAUUGUAGCAGCUUUUGGUGUUCAAAGAGGAAGACAUUUUGAAAUGUUCAUGUUAAAAUCCCCUAGACUUAGAACCGCAUCAAUGGGAGCCUCCUUCUUGCGUGUGACACGAGUCAUCAGUGCACUCCUCGCGAAUGCAGCAAAUGGUACUGGACCACCCAGAAGUAUGGAGGUCUUAUGCAACUAAUCAGACAGCAGAAUACAACCACGGGAAACUGUAAAGGCCACUGCUGCGUAAUAGGAAAGAGCUCUGAUUCAAAAAGAAAAAAAAGAGGCUAACACCUGUAUAGAUCUUGCAGGCUCUGAGCUGACUCUGAAACGCCGUGUUGUAGAUAUGGUCCUGUGGUAACUGUGCAUGGCCUGUACCUGGGGCUAGCGGUCUGCUUUAACAGAGGGUACUUCGGAACUCCUGUAUAAACUCUCCUGAAAAAUAUAGACGUUUUAACCAACCUCAUGUUUUCUGAGGACUGUUUAUAUUUAUUGCAUGUGAUCAAGUGGAAUUCUGUAAAUAUAACCCUUAGAUUGUACUAGCUGUCUCAAGUCUAGAUGAUGACGGUGUAUGUGCAUGACAAUGUGAGAGCUUUGCCCGUUCUGCUCUGACAGAAUUGGGGAUGUAUGGUGGACAGAUGGCCUGUGGCCAGCACACAGCAUCCACCUGCAACCUCUGAGUCAAGCCAUAGAUUUCUGCAGGGAUACUAACGCCACAAACAAUAAAUAUUACACGGUAUUAUAUGUCCUAAUAGUAUCUUUGAGGGAAAAUGGUGUGGUUUGUCGAGGGAUGAACAACUCACAUGCAGAGUGAUCCAUUCUGCCGUUUUGCAAAAACCACCAAUACGAGAGAGAAUGUCUGUGGUUGAACAAUAGGUCUAUCUGGUGGUUGUUUCAUGAACUACAACAAAUGUUUGUAACCACGAUGCAUGUUUUGUGGGUGGUUUGAUCCAACUGCAAAGCGCGAUGGCCUUAAUUUCAACAAUGAAUUUGUGGACUUUUUGUGCAUUUUUUUUUUUUAUUUGAACUUACACAAUUUAAAAAAACAGCUUUAAGUAAAAUACAAUAUUGUGUAAUUUAUGGAAAAAGGAAAACUUUCUGAGGUCUUAUGAGGUUUUGGAACUUAAAGUUAAGGCAAAGCCACUCUGUGUUUGGAUUGAACCACCCCUUUGUCUCUCUAAUCCACACACAGUGUACCCGUGAAAUCAUCAUUUUCAUCUCCAUCCAGAGGAUUGAUAGAGGAGACAAUAUUCAUAUACCUACAUAAUCCUUGUUAUAUACAAUUGUCAUAUAUAUGGUGAAAAUAUUAAAUAUUAUAUGUGUGAUAUAUCUUGAAAAUAAUAAUGAAAUGCACUGUUUUGAAUUCCUUAUAAUGUAGGGUUUCCUACAGUAGCUAGGUCAUUGGAUCUGAUUAAGGCUAUGAAGAAAUAAUAAUUAAUAUUGAACCCCAUGAAGUCAUUUUUAAUGGAAAUAUGACUUUAUUUUUCCUAGUUGUUGUCACUCAGCUUGUUCUACAUUCAUCUGACUGAAUUGGUGUUUAACAGAAACUUGCUGGCAUCAGCCAAAGCAAAGGUUUGGUCUCCAGUCAUCACAAACUACUAUCCAUUACUUGAUGCCAUUGAAUUAAGAUCUGACAUUUGUUCUUUGAAGGAUGGAUGUUGUGUUUGAAAGUUAUGGUCAACUUUUAACUGUGGUGUUUCUAUGGAACUACUUCCAUUAAAUUAAAUUGCAGAGCUGGAAACCAAGCUUUCAGAACUCUUUUGACCACCACACCUGAAAUGCUCCCUAACUUUUGUUACUAUAAAUCAGUUAUGGGAGGGGGAUUUUUUUAGAACACUUAACAGUCAUAAUGAAAUGUCAGUAGCAUGGGGGAUAAAUGACAACCUUGUAUAAAUACGUGUACAUAGUCUAUACAUAUAUUUAGAAAACACAUACAAAUUUAUGUAAACUUGGC